AUGGCUGCCUCUGUAUUUUACUCGAGAAUCACUCUGGGAGUCAUCAGAGGAUUUGUUGGGAUCCGAUUUUGUCAAGAAUGUUACAACAACAACAUGUUGUAUCCCAAAGAAGACAAGGAGAAUCGCAUCCUGCUCUAUGCAUGCAGGAACUGUGACCAUCAACAAGAAGCAGACAACAGCUGCAUCCAUGUCAAUAAGAUCUCACACUCUCUGUCUCCUCUCUCUCAGAUCAUUGCAGAUGUGUUCCAGGAUCCAACGCUACCUCAGACAGAGGAUCACCCUUGCCCCAAGUGCGGCCACAAGGUGGCAGUGUUUUUCCAGUCACACAGUAUGAAGGCUGAGGAUGUCAUGAGGGUGUAUUAUGUCUGCACAGCCCCUCACUGUGGACACCGCUGGACAGAGUGAGGAGGAUGAAGAGGAGGUCUGAUGUAUGCAUCCACAGUCUCUGCUGUUGCCCAACAGUCCACCAGUCCACCCUAGUCCACUGGGGUUCACUGUUGCUGAAAACAGAAAGACUGGUGGUUGUGUGGGCCUAAAAUACUCUGCCAAAUCAGAAACUUUUACAGGAAUACUAACUUUGUGUGUUAGAUCUUCAUCAUCUUGUUGGAGUGUACGUACAGGAACUGCUAAGAUUUGUAUGGACCAUUUAAAUGCCAUUUCUUACCAUGUUGUGGAGGAACACCUGUUGGGACAUAAUUGUGUUAAUGUAUUAGCUCUAGUACUUUUUACAUGUAUUUGAAAUUAAAUAAGACAAAGUUUGUUGUGAAAUGCUUCUGUUUUCUUUCAAAAACUUGAUUGAAAGACUUCUUUAAGACUGCAUGCCACUGUUGUGUAUUUGAAAUGUUUCCUAAAUUUCCAUUGUUACGCAAUCAUGUGACCUGAUCUCUGUUGCAAUACUUGCAUCCAAAAAAAGAGCUGAAAUAUAGAAGGUAAAAAGUGUAUUAUCUUUUAUAGUUGGGCAUAUGAAAUGUUACUCUUUAUUGGUGUAGCUUCAACUUCCCUUUUUGUAUCUAGGCAUAUCUGUUUGGCCACUGCAGUGUAUUUCCAAAUGUGUAUUUUUCAAAGCGUUUUAGACCCACUGAGUGUAAUAGUGUCAUUGGGGAAAGCACGAGUAAUAUGAUUGGCAUGCACAUGAAAGGAAAGUACGCAUAACAUGUAAUAACCCGCUGGAGAAACACAGUCCACAUACCCUUUAACAAUAUGUUGUUAACAAGUCACUUAUUCUGAGGAACGUCAAGGAAACUGCCUCUUUUCAAUGACCUCUAGCGACGAAAUGAAAAGUAAUUCUUGAUAGUAUAAUACAUGGACGUAAGAGUCACUGGUAAGGAAGUACCUAUAUGAGUUCUGUCGAAAGGUCAUGUUUUCUGAUGAUACUUUGUUAUGAAUAAAGUUAAUUGUUUGGUCUACA
Oncorhynchus gorbuscha (pink salmon) is the source of this 1408-nucleotide messenger RNA. RefSeq names its product DNA-directed RNA polymerase II subunit RPB9-like. Gene Ontology annotation, biological process: DNA-templated transcription; transcription initiation at RNA polymerase II promoter; maintenance of transcriptional fidelity during transcription elongation by RNA polymerase II. Gene Ontology annotation, cellular component: RNA polymerase II, core complex. The transcript has 8 exons. NCBI's taxonomy places the organism in Eukaryota, Metazoa, Chordata, Actinopteri, Salmoniformes, Salmonidae. The coding region runs from base 1 to 405 and encodes 134 amino acids. Gene Ontology annotation, molecular function: nucleic acid binding; DNA-directed RNA polymerase activity; zinc ion binding. The record is from RefSeq and is a predicted model, not a curated record.